Lithohypha guttulata is the source of this 498-nucleotide messenger RNA. RefSeq names its product 2' O-ribose methyltransferase (gene MRM2). NCBI's taxonomy places the organism in Eukaryota, Fungi, Ascomycota, Eurotiomycetes, Chaetothyriales, Trichomeriaceae. Gene Ontology annotation, molecular function: rRNA (uridine-2'-O-ribose)-methyltransferase activity. Gene Ontology annotation, cellular component: mitochondrion. The record is from RefSeq and is a predicted model, not a curated record. The transcript is spliced from 2 exons. The coding region runs from base 1 to 498 and encodes 165 amino acids. Gene Ontology annotation, biological process: RNA methylation.
AUGCCUGACGUGGUUGGAGAGGACGAGACCAAUUAUCUCGAGAGAGGAAGAGCUGCUACAAGUGAUAUCAGCGAUAGCGAGAACGACAAGGAGAAAGACAUGCAACACGACGGAAAAGUGGUCGAUGUGGUUUUGAGUGACAUGUCAGCACCCUGGGAGAUCACCUCCGGCCUAUGGAAGAACAGCUUGAGUAACCCAUAUUACAGGAUGAUGAACACGAGCGGAAACAAAUUCAAAGACCACGCAGGCAGUAUGGACCUUUGCCGCUCAGCUCUCUACUUCGCCUACGAGACACUCAAAGUAGGUGGUCAUUUCGUAUGUAAAUUCUAUCAGGGUGCAGAGGACAAGCAGUUCGAAAAGCAACUCAAGGCUAUGUUUCACAAAGUCCACAGAGAGAAACCCGAAAGUUCAAGAUCAGAGUCAAAAGAAGCCUUCUUCGUGGCCCUGAAGAGGUUGGCAAAAGUGGAUCGCAACGCUGUUUUUGACGAAGGAAGUUGA